UUCGGCAUGCGGCUGGAGAGGAGUGACAAGCCGGCCACGACCACCAAUGAUGGGGUGAUUCAGGUAACAGAAGAGAGCAACAUCUUCCUGAGGUUCUACGGGCUACAGAUUCUUCCUGACACCUCAUCACAGAUCAGAUUCACCGACCAUGAACAUGAGGAAGGUGAUGUUACCAGCAACAAUACUCCUUUUAACAGGACUUGUGCAGACUAUAGCAAAGAUAUUGUUAUCAGGGGUGGCAUGAACGUGAGCCACCUCCGAACCUGGGGGGUUCUGAGUUUGAAAAUCAAACCUCUCCGGAAGAGCGAGCUCCAGAGGGAGUAUGGGCUGUGUGUCCAGGAAAGCCAGGAUGGCAAGUGGUACCUGUUGGGUGAGGAUGACGGGAGGCUGCGGGUGGUGGAGGAGAAGAAGUCCAUGCUUCCUAUGUGGUUCCAGUGCAUCCUCAUCUGCUGCCUGCUGGUACUGUCAGGUAUGUUCAGCGGGCUCAACCUGGGACUCAUGGCCCUGGAUCCUAUGGAGCUCCGGAUAGUCCAGAGCUGCGGUACCGAGAAGGAGAAGAGGUAUGCCAGCAAGAUUGAUCCCAUUCGGAGGAAAGGGAACUAUCUGCUAUGCUCGUUGCUCCUGGGUAAUGUGCUUGUCAACACAACUCUCACUAUCCUUCUGGAUGACUUGAUAGGGUCAGGCCUGGGUGCUGUGGUCGCCUCCACUAUAAGUAUUGUCAUAUUUGGGGAGAUUGUGCCCCAGGCUCUGUGCUCUCGCCACGGGUUGGCUGUAGGAGCCAACACUAUUAUGGUGACCAAGUUCUUCAUGUUGGUCACCUUCCCCCUGUCAUGGCCUAUCAGUAAACUCCUGGACUGUGUCCUGGGCCAGGAGAUUGGUACUGUGUACAACCGGGAGAAGCUAGUGGAGAUGUUGAGGGUGACAGAACCAUACAAUGACCUGGUCAAAGAGGAGCUAAACAUGAUCCAAGGUGCGCUCGAGCUCAGGACCAAAACCGUUCAAGAUGUCAUGACACCGAUCAGUAACUCCUUCAUGAUCCACAGCGACGCUGUGCUAGACUUCAACACCAUGUCAGAGAUCAUGGAGAGCGGGUACACACGCAUACCGGUGUUCGAGCACGAGCGGUCGAACAUUGUGGAUAUCAUGUUUGUCAAGGACCUGGCUUUCGUUGACCCGGAUGACUGUACGACGCUGAAGACUAUCACCAAGUUCUACAACCACACGGUCCACUUCGUGUUCCAUGACACCAAGCUGGAUUCCAUGUUGGAGGAGUUCAAGAAAGGUAAGUCCCACCUGGCCAUUGUUCAGAAGGUGAAUGACGAGGGGGAGGGGGAUCCAUUCUAUGAGGUGCUGGGAUUGGUCACCCUGGAAGACGUCAUCGAGGAGAUCAUCAAAUCAGAGAUCUUGGAUGAGUCUGACCUCUACACUGACAACAGCAGAAACAGGAAAAAGGUGGCACCCAAUAAGAACAAGAGGAACUUCUCUGCCUUCAAACAGAGCGAGAGCGAAUCCAAAGUCAAGAUCUCCCCUCAACUGCUAUUGGCCGCUCACCGCUUCCUGACUACAGAGGUGACGUUGUUCAGCCCGUCCCAGAUCUCAGACAAGGUUCUGUUGAGGAUUCUAAGACACCCAGACGUGAUCCAGGAGAUCAAGUUUAAUGACAGUGACAAACGCUGUCCUCAACACUAUGUCUACCAGAGAGGGAAGGCAGUUGACUACUUCAUACUCAUAUUGCAGGGGCGAGUGGAAGUGGAGGCCGGGAACGAAAACAUGAAGUUUGAGACAGGACCAUUCUCCUUCUACGGUGUCAUGGCCCUCAGUGCUCCCACGUUAGGGUUCCGCUGUCCGUCACACAUCAGUGGUUUGAACAGGACCACAUCUCUGAGCGCUGAAGAUAGUACAGCGUCUCUGUCUGUCAGCGGCAGCAAUAGCCAGCUCAUUACACAGUUCACUAUCCCCACACCAACAUACACUCCCAACUUUUACGUACGAGCUCUCACAGACCUGCAGUUUGUCAAGAUCUCGCAGGCCCAGUACCAGAACGGUGUGAUGUCGUCUCGUCUGGACUCCAUCCCCCAGUCACCUGACUUCGGCCAGCCUCGACUGGAGGGUACCACGUCCCCCGUUUUGACCACCACUCCCGGCAAACUAUCCUCCGACACUCCCAACCCAACUCCCACCCCGGAGACCGCCUCCCUUCUGGCCGACGAGACCACCUCCCUCCUCAAUGAGCAGGACUGUCUGCCCCACAACCUGUCAGAGACCAGCAUAUAACACACACACAGACAAUAUGUGCGUAUACACACAACCAAGGACUGAGGAGACUGUGGGUGGGAGCGAACAUCCAUAUACACACACACACCCUGAUGUUGAACAGCAGGGUCCAGAGAGACAGAGCACCACACACAUUCUGUACAGGUAACUGAAACAGUAAUGGAAACACUUGAGUAAAUGAGAGAUACAGGUGUAGAUCCUGAGUUAAAUAAGCAAUUAAAAUCCCAUCAAGCUUAGGGUCAUGUAUAAAAAUGCUGGGCAGGCCAUUAUUUUGGCUACCAUGGCUAUGCCCCCAUAGGGGGACAAUCCCCCAUCCACAGGGCACGAGUUGUCACUGAAUUAUUUGCUUAGCAUGAAAACAAUGUAAACCAUAUGCCAUGGCCUUCUCAGUCACCAGGUCUCAACCCAAUUGAACACUUCUGGGAAAUUCUGGAGCGGUCCCUGAGACUGCGUUUUCCACCACCAUCAAUGCUAAAUGAUGGGAUUUCUUGUAGAAGAAUGGUCUCACAUCCCACCAACAGAGUUCCAGACACUUGUAGAAUCUAAGCGGUUCUGGCUCGUGGUGGCCAAAUGACCUAUUAAGCCACUUUGUUUGGAUUUCCUUUAUUUUGGCAGUUACGUUUAUGUACAUGUUCAAAAACACACAGACAUACACACAUCCUAACUGGAAAAAAUUAUAGUUGUUUCAACUAAUUAUAAUUAAGAAACUGGUUCCACACUUUUUUUUUGUUUACUCAACUAUUUGAUCAGUGUUACCUGAACUUGAACCAAUCUUGGCUUCAACUUGAGAACUUUCAGUCAACUUAAAAUGUUGUGGAACUAGUUACACACAGACGGUGCUUUCUACAUUCAAUAAUUUCAACGUACACGUUUAACACAAAGUACAUGAUCAUUUCUACAGUAAUUAUUAUUCACCUGGGAUUUGAACUCACAACCACUUGGUUCAAGGCAUACUGAGCUUCCUGCUGCACCACCAUGUCUGUGUCAAUGACAGAUUUUUUUUAUUGCUACACUUUGCACUUCAAAGUAAAUGUCAGAUCUGUCAAAAGUAUAGUCGAAUUAACUGAGAAUUGAUACAGACAUGGUGACAUAGCAGGACGAUUGGCAUGCCGUGAACCAAAAGAUAUGGUGCAUAAUCACUGUAUAAAUGACCACGCAAAGUAAUAAUGUACACUGAGUGUACAAACAUUAGCAACACCUUCCUAAUAUUGAGUUGCACCCCCUUUUGAUCUCAGAAAAGCCUCAAUUUGUCAGGGCAUGGACUCUACAAGGUAUUUGUAUUUAUUAUGAUCCACAUUAGCUGAUGCCAAGGCAAAAUUAAGGCAGUUAUAUCAUUUUGUAUAAAAAUACAUUCAUUACAGAAUUCACAACAUACUAAGUGUGUGCCCUCAGGCCCAUACUCCACUGUCAU
Messenger RNA from Oncorhynchus mykiss (rainbow trout), 3685 nucleotides. The record is from RefSeq and is a predicted model, not a curated record. Lineage: Eukaryota; Metazoa; Chordata; Actinopteri; Salmoniformes; Salmonidae.